GCUGGGCGUACAGUAGUUAGGUUCGCUACACGAUCCAAUAUUAAUUUUUACCACACACUAGUGGAAAAAGGACUGAUCAAAAUAGUGCAUAAUUGAGGAUCUGAAGUAAAGUAAAAGACAGAAACAAUUAAUUUGUUUCAAUUUUACCCUUAAAUAAUUCUUUAUUUUUGGGGUUUUGGAUUGUGAGAAGCAGUAAUCAUGAUGAACAACUUCCAGUCCACCAAAACCGUACCCCAUAAUAAUGUGAACGAAGAAACAAAUUUAGAAACGUAUCAGUCUUUUCGGAAAGUUCCUAAAAUGUUUGGAAUUAAUAAUCAAAUGCUUAAUACAUCAGAUUACAAGAACACAACUUCACUUUCUGGAGGCAUGGAACCCUCUAAACGAUCAAGCUAUAGCAGUUCUAUGACAGAUACUGCUUCCUCUACUCAUACUUCAAAUGCAAAUGGUAAUUUAGCUUCUGACUGGGCACAAGGCGGUAAUCAUUCUGAUCCGUUUGUGCAUAAACCGUCUGGUACAUUUGCGGAGCCCCAAAAUCCAAUGCCAUCAUCUUUGCAAACGAAUGGCUUUGCGCGCACGAGCUCUGAAUAUGAAUCUUUUUCCAAGAAUAGCCCUGGAUCUUCAUUAAACCGUCUGUCAAAUCUAAGCAUAAAUAAUAACAGCCAUCCUCAUGACUCUCCUUCAACCAACACAGGAUCAUCUGCCGGCUCUUCCCAUCGCAGGACGACUUCUAUCACAAAUGCUAAGGGAUUGCCUCCUUCUGUUUCGUUCUAUAACAAGUCUACGAAGCCAGUAGAUUGGAGUUCACUAAACAAUGGUGCUACUUCUACUCAAGAUUCAUCGAACUAUGUAGGAUUGACAUCGCCGAAUGGUAAUAAUCCUUCGUCGAUACAUUCUCCAGCAUUACCGAGAAAGUCAUCAGGCAUUUGGCGGAAUACUGGUUAUCCUUCUCGUAACUAUCCGCCUUACAGCAAAUCUGGGAUCCCUCCAGUUCCUAAUUUACCUUCUUCGUAUGAAGCUCUAGGAAGGUAUCAGACGCCAUCUACUGGAAACAAUUCCUUAUCAAACAAAAACAAUCCCAUGGAUGUCGACACAGUUCUUCCCGAACAUUCAGGGUCUUCUUUCUCUCCAAACCCGGCUUUUGUUGUCAAUUCUCAAGCUUCUAGUCAAAAUACGAACCAGAGCAGCGAUCAUGUACAUCCUCCUAACAGGUUGAAUACCCUCUCUAAUCUUAAUUCGUCUAAUGAUCCGUCUUCCGUAGCCUCUGCUAACACUGCUCCAAAGUCUCCGUUUUCCGGGGAGAAAGUGUCUCACAAUUUAGAAGCUCAGACACCCAAUUCAAAGCAAGCAUAUACUAGUUCUCAUCGAAAAAGCCAAAGCUCCGGUCGUCAUUCUCCAAAAGGAAAAAGUUUAGGCAGCCAAUCAAAUACAGAAAACAAGCAAACAAAGUCAUCUGGAAAAGAAGGAAGGUCUUCUCGAGGUGGAUUUUUUAGUAGGCUUAGCUUUUCUCGAAGCUCAUCUCGAGCAAAGAAAGCAAAGUCAAAAAAUGAAGAAGCUCCUGAGGUUCCAUCUAUACCUCAAGAAUAUCUGAAAGAUGGAAAAAAGACGCCUACUAGGACGAAGAGCCGAAUGCAACAAAUCAUUAAUUGGUUUAAAUCUCCUAAAGAUAGGUCAAACUCUUAUACUCCAAAUCCUUCCUCUCCACCUCCACCACCGGUUCCUCGACUUCCUUCCACUCAGUCCGAAGCUAAUAACAGAAAAAAUCAUUCCGAAGAUAAUGUCCCUCCUGUACCACAAAUACCUUCAAAUUUUGCCUCUGGCUCGAGACAAGGCAAUCAACAACGUAGCGUCUCCUAUAAUCCUAAACGAAGCUCGCUUAAUAAUGAUUUGCCGAAAAAUGAACCUACUCCAGCCGCUGCUCCUUUAGCGGAACCAUUAGACAAUAAAUUUGCAGAUCUUGCUAUGAAAGCCAUAAAUAGUAAACGUAUAAACCGGUUACUAGAUGAAGCCAAAAUAAUGCAGUCUCUGCUUGAUCGUGCUUGUAAGAUUACACCGGUAAAGAGUUCUGAUGUAUUGCUUAUCAAUACUGCACCUCUUACUCGGUAUGAAGAGGAGGAGAUAAAAGCUUACGACAACAUUUACUUUACAGGUUUAAGAAACGUGGAUAAAUCCAGAUCGGUAGAUGAAAGUUCGACAAAUUAUGGCUUCGAUGAUGAACGAGGCGAUUAUAGAGUUAUUUUGGGGGAUCAUAUUGCCUAUCGUUACGAAGUAGUUGAUUUCCUUGGUAAAGGAAGCUUCGGUCAGGUUCUAAGAUGUAUUGAUUAUGAAACUGGAAAGCUCGUUGCCUUAAAAAUCAUUCGAAAUAAGAAACGGUUUCAUAUACAGGCAUUGGUUGAGACAAAUAUUCUACAAAAAAUUCGUGAAUGGGAUCCUAUGGACGAAGCUUGUAUGCUUCAAUAUAGCGACCACUUUUACUUUCGCGAUCAUCUAUGUGUAGCUACAGAGUUACUAGGAGUGAACUUGUAUGAGUUAAUCAAAAGUAACGGAUUUAAAGGAUUACCAAUUGUCGUUAUCAAGAGUAUAACAAAGCAACUUUUACUGUGCUUAAGUUUACUGAAGCAAAAAAAUGUGAUUCAUUGCGAUUUAAAGCCAGAAAACAUAUUGUUGUGUCAUCCUUUUAAGUCCCAAAUUAAAGUUAUUGACUUUGGGAGCAGUUGUUUUGAAGGAGAAUCUGUAUAUACAUAUAUUCAAUCUCGAUUUUACCGUUCACCAGAGGUCAUUUUAGGAAUGGGCUAUGGAACCCCUAUAGAUAUGUGGAGUCUUGGAUGCAUUCUUGCUGAAAUGUACACGGGUUUUCCUAUUUUUCCUGGUGAAAAUGAACAAGAACAACUAGCUUGCAUAAUGGAAAUUUUCGGUCCACCUGAUAGUUCCAUGCUUGAGAAAUGUUCAAGAAGGAAAGUAUUUUUUGACUCAUUCGGAAAGCCUAGACCAUUUGUUUCUUCAAAAGGAGUAAGCAGAAGACCUUUCGCUAAAUCUUUGCAUCAAGUAUUAGAAUGCAAAGAUAUCUCAUUUUUGAGUUUUAUAGCUGACUGUCUGAAGUGGGAUCCGGAGGAACGAAUGACUCCUUUUGAGGCUAUUCAGCAUGAUUUUAUCACAGGAAACCAAGACCGAAGACCGAAUACAGCUCCUGCUCGUCAAAAGAUAGUGAAGAGUCCUCCUACGUAUCUAGAGUCACCCCCAUCAAGACCGCUGCCUAAUUUGCCCAAUAAUGAAAAGAGUAGCGAACACGCCUACUCACAUGCCUUUGGGCCGAAUGGACAAAUCGGGAGUACAUUACGGGGACCGGUAAAAGAUCCAGAUGCGUUCUCGACAGUGAAGAGUCCUGUGGUCUCGGAUAAUAUGUAUUUCUAAAAAAGACCUUGAAUAAUGUAAGAGAUCGGGUUCAUCUUGUUAUUUAAUUAUUUUUCAUCAGUUUUCAUUUGUUUCAUGGUUCACAACUUAUCAGUUUCACGUUUCUUCCUUGUCCUUCUUUUUUUUUUUUCAACUUCUGGCAAUGUGUAAGAAUAUAUAUGUAUAUGUAUAUAUUACACUAAUAGCGCUUCAUUUCGAACUUCACUCUCAAGUCCGUGGAUGGUUAUUUCUUUUUUUUCUAUUGUUAUUUUUUCUCUUUUCACAAGACAUCUAUAGACGAUUUUACUUUUAUUAAUAUCUUUCAAAAUAACGUUAAUAAUGAGAACUACUAUUUUCUAUUCACCAGUGAUGUUACAGUAUGAAUAUGCAUUUACUUUUCGUGGUUAUCCUUGUGUUCAAAUCACUGUUCAAUAAAGAUUUGUGCUCAGUUUGGAACAAUAGCACAAUUUUGUGUUUUGGAAAGCUUAUAGAAGAGUAGAAUGGCCUAAAUAAUAUGAUAUUGCCGACUUGAAAUCACUGCCAAAUUGCAGUCCACAUUAGAAAUAAAGAAGAAUUGCUAAGAGUAGUCUAUGAUUCUAUCAGACAUGAACU
This is a messenger RNA of Schizosaccharomyces octosporus yFS286, 3999 nucleotides long. Its product is annotated as CMGC/DYRK/DYRK2 protein kinase Pom1. The record is from RefSeq and is a predicted model, not a curated record. Gene Ontology annotation, biological process: peptidyl-threonine phosphorylation; peptidyl-serine phosphorylation. Gene Ontology annotation, molecular function: protein serine/threonine kinase activity; ATP binding. The transcript has a single exon. Bases 199 to 3408 code for a protein of 1069 amino acids. NCBI's taxonomy places the organism in Eukaryota, Fungi, Ascomycota, Schizosaccharomycetes, Schizosaccharomycetales, Schizosaccharomycetaceae.